CUCAAAGACGAGGAAAGCUCCCUAAAAGCUCAGCUUCUUUCACUCAACAAACAGUUCCAGCUACUGGUGAAAUCUGCCGCCGAGAUAUAUCCGGAAGUUUUGGACGAAGAAUUUCCUAAGAAGGCCGCUGCCAGGCAACGAAACAGACUUCUUCAUAGACCAUUCAAAAGUCCAGACAGUGACACAGGAAAGGCAGUUGGGGCCACAAGGUCACCAAGCUUUACCAGGGGUAGCUAUAAGUCACAGGAAUCCCCUCUUAGAAGACCGGUGUUUGAUUUGAAACGAUUCCCGCGACGGUACAUAAGAUUGACCAGCGAGGAGGCAGCGGCGCAGAUUCAGGAACAGUUUGAAAAAAGUACUAAUGCAGCUUCGGGGAUUGACGCGAGGAAAAUAAGAAGCUCGUUACCAAAUUCGCCUACAGACGAAACGACCAUAAGCCCUGCGGUCAGUACAGAAACUCCUGACGAUGAACGGAGAAAAAGGCUGAAGAAAAAGAUGUUAGAAUCAAGAAAAGUCGACGUUGUAAACUUGGGUUUGUUUUGAGAUCCUUUUUAAGGGGUUAUCUUCUCACAUCCUAAUCUCGUACCCAGAUCCUACCGUGUAACUAUAAAUUACAUUCGCUUGGCCAUGCAAGGUAUGGGUACGAAACUGUUCACAUCCCUCGACAUUCCCCCCCUACAAAUGCCCCUCCCCUCCCCCCAAAAAAUAGCUCAAGGUAUUAGCCAUUUGGAAGAGGGAGGACGUUUGGGACACCUCUCUUUUAAAUUAAUGACACUCACCAUCUCUCACGUUUCUCACCAUCUCCAUAAAGUUCAAUAAUUGAGCAAAAGAAUACUUACCUUCUUCGACCGCUUAGUUUAUAUCAGGAUGCCAACUAUCUAUUUAUAAAAUGUAGAGCUUAAAGUCAUUCAAUACAAGUAAUGCAUUAGUAUUGUAAGGCAGAUUUGUACAUACGAGUUACGGAGCAAUUUUUAAAUUGAGUGUCAAAAUAAUUCAGAAUUGCUCUGGUUUUACUUUACUUUGCUCUGUGAUUGGUCCAGAAAACUUGCGCCAUCUUGUUAACCAAAACUUAAUUCAAUCGUAAUUGGGUAGCUCACGUUUUCGCGCGGUAAAAAAUGGCGCACAAUUUGGUCAAAUUUUUUCAAGUUAAAUUGGAUCACUACUGUUAUAAUCUUUUGUUUUUAGUGAUCGUCUUGGUAACUUUGGCUCGGAUAAUCAAUACAUAUCAAUACUUAAUUCAAAGAAAAAUAUAUUACGUUAAGUAUACUUUGAAUGCGUCAAGGUUUUACACAAAAAAUAUAAAUAGUAUAAAUAGUAUUGUUCAGCAAAUGACGCGUCAAUUGACAAAAUAUAUCGACAAACGUAAAUAAUCAUGUUUUUGAGAUUGAAUUAAAUUAUUUGUUCAAUACAAGUUUCCCUCUUGUCUUGAAUUAAAUGGAACGAUAUUUGACUGAGUAGAGCUAUUUUUACAGCAGCUGUGAUAAAGAGAUCAAAAUACAAACUGAGUUUGAUGGAAGUUAUUUAAAGAUCUUAAAUAAACUCAGAGAUUAUUUCUAUUGUCGGACUCGUGAUUUCACUAUCUAUCUGAAUAUUUUUAUUAUGCGCGAUAGUUUAAAAGUGUUCUAAUAUAGUAUUUUACAAGAAUCGAAGCAAAUAUUUUUCUCUAAGUUUCUCGAAUGCGCAAAAGAAAUGGCUUUCAAUGUAUUUUGGCUUAGUUAUCCAAGUGAACGAAGAACCGUGUCUUCCUCAGACUAGGCUGCGCGUAGGCUAUAAUUAGCGCUACGACGUGGCAGUGAAGUUGAAGCACGCGAGAAUCGAGCGUGCGAGGUCUGGCAUUUUGUGCCCGGACCUUCUCGGACUUCUCGCGCGUUCGUAUCUCUCCAGGAGGAGAAACGCGUGGGCUUUUCCGCUCUUGUAGCAGCCCCAAUGGAAGCCUGCUUGCAGUUUUAAUACGGUCGUGAAGAGAACAUUAGGAGACAAUCUAGACGAGUACUAGAUUUCUUUUUUCACUUUUAAGAGACUGGGUUCGUUGUCAUUGUGAUUUUGAUCUCGCGUCUGUUACUACGUUCAAAGACCUCGUAUCUUCUUGAUGUCGUCAUACAACAAAACGAAAAAAAAAAACUCCAGAAAUAUUACUGAAUGGCACGAUGCCUUUUUUUUUUUAAUAUAAAAAAAUUGGAAUAUGCACCUUUUGUAAAUUGGCAUCCUCUCGAAUAAUCGCAGUAUCCACGAGUCGAAAAUGAAAUUUUACGAAAUUCAGACGGUUGAUUACCUUGGCCAGAAAAAUAAUUGACGGUUUCAUGCGCUCUUAGAAGCGUCAAGUAACGGAGCAGUUGACACAAGCGGAGAAGCUACGAGAGGUUUAGGACGCAUAACAGUAAUAAUAAACGCACGCGGCCAAAAGCGCACGUCAAAACCGCCAGCUAAGCAAACUACAAAUACUACGGAAAUUUCAAAUCGCAUAGACUAAUAGCAGAUUCUCAUCUCCUUCGUGCGAGUGAAAAACAAAUUAGCCAAAAAAAAAAUUGAUGUUAGCGCGCCGCGCGAAACUUUUCGUGCGCUACCCUCUCAGAGUCUUGCGCAGCGCGCUGAGAUCAGUUUUGUUUUACGCUAAGUUUUUUUACUCUUGUGACGGACCUUCACGCGAAGGAGGGACUACUUGUAAUCUGCAAAUCGCAUGAGACCCUAUUCAAAAUCCAAGGGUGGCCUUGGUCAUUUUUUUUUACAACUUGCUAACAAAGCCCAAUAAAAAGAAGUGUAAAGGCUCGGAUCAACGACAUUAAUGAAGAGGAGGACGAGUUUCAUUUUACUUUUAACUGAUGAUCUCUCAGACGGCGAGCGCUAAUGUUUAUAGGAUCACUAACAACAGACAGUUUGUUGGAAAAUUCGCUUCUUUUACUCAUGAGGUGAUUGACAGAAGAGCACGUUCUGCAAUGGUUGACGUACAUGAAACAAAAGUCUUAAGACAGAAAAUAUAAAUAGAGAUAUUCCUUCAUCGUCCAUUUUCGUCCCUACCCACGCUCCUUACAGGUCUCUUUAAAACACACGUCCCAGGUUCGUCACUGUCGCCCAUAGCAAAGUUUAGAUGUUGAUAUAAUUUUUACCCAAAUUCUGAACAGUGAUAACUCGUACGCGAGACCUUCUCAUGAUACAGUCUUAGCUUUCUCUUUACAGAUAAAAAUAAAUUGAAUUUAUUGAUCAAUAACUAGUUCUCAGGUAGGCCAAGUUAUUAUCUCGUUACUAGAAUCCUCAUUUUCUUGGGUAUUCCGCUGAAAUAGGGUAACGACAACUCUAGAAACCAGAUUGACCGUACAUUGUUGUUAAUAUGCGGUUGAUUAUUAGAUUUUUUCGCUCUAAAACCCCUGAAGAAAACUUCAUUAUACUUAAAAAUAUUCCUCUGAAUUCAAGGACUAAUACGGAUAAUGUCCCUAUUUGCAAGUGCUUAAUGAAUUCAAGGUCGUUUACUACGACAGUACUUAUACCACAACCAUCAAAUUGGGUAAAUGAGUUUUGAAGGCUUGUUAAUUUAAUAAACACUCGUAACUGUGUAUUAAGUUUGCAUUUAUACCGUAUUUUGAUAGAAUAAUCCAAAUUUAUACUUUCUUUUACACCAGGCCUAUUUGCACUGACAUGAAAACAGCUUUAAAAAGUAAACAAAUUUACAAUUUGUACCGGAUCCUCGUUCUCAAGACAUGUAAGUUUUAAGACCACAAAAAUAUCUCCUGACAUCUCAUCCGUGAAAAAUAUCUUAAAAAUGCAUUGUCCUGGAGACGUAAAAACAUAGAAACAAAACACAAUCUCAAGGAAAUGUUUUCAAAAAUGUUCGUUUACCUGGGACAAACCCUUUGGUAAUUGAUUAGUAAUUGGAAUCGAAACGAUGUUUCGAAAGCAGCGGAAAACAACGUCGGAGUUCUGGAAAGCGAAAUAAAACAUUUUGAACGGUUGCUGUGUGACAAAAAUACUUUAGUCUCAAAGAAAGUUAAGUUUAAGUUUGUCUUUAUUUUUAGAAAAUCGUGUUUCGUAAUUAAUAUCAAUCCAAGAUGAUUUCGCUUAUUUUAAAUAUUGUAACUUGCAGUAUUAACAGUAGUACUUGCAGUAUUUUACCUAACAUGGUUGUUCGAUAUCAGGGCUGUAUGUUGAAAUCAAAGCACCAAUCUAGAUCUUAAAGUGCUCUGGGUCAUUCCGGAUUUGCAAAUAAUCAUUUAUGACGUUUUGGUUUAUAUCAGUUUAUCCCUUCAACCCCUAAGAUCGAUAAUGCUUAUUUUCCAAACUGUUUUCCAUACUUUUCCAAUGGUACUGACAGAGAAAAUUUGUUCAGCAAUCAAGAGCUUGUCUGAUGAGUGAUCAUUUCCCUUAUUCUCACGACCAUAAUGUUUGAUUCAACAAUCAUUCUGUGUAGAAGUGAUAUUGUAAGGAGAGUUAAGACAUCAAUCACUCUUAGGGUUUCAGGAGUAAAGCAGUAGAGGUUUGCUACAACAAACACUUGUAAGUAUUAUUUCAAAAACUAAAAUUUAUUCCUUUACGUAUUUCAGUUUUAUCCCGAAGCCAUUAUCGAAGAUAGCUGCAUAACAACGAAGCGACUUUUCGAUUUGGGUGGAGCUGACGACUUUUCUUCCUUAUAAAUGGUAGCUGAAGUAAUUCUUAAACGCGUUUUCCCUUUAGAGUGACGAGCAUCUAAUUUCUCCCUGCGAUAUCAGCCUUGAAUCAAACAUCAAGGUGUCGGAAAUGAGACUAAAGAAUCUGCUAUGUUCCGAAACUUCACGUUUUAUUUUAUAAAAUCAACUUAAUCUCUCUCUCUCUCUCUCUCUCUCUCUCACCGUUCUCUGUCUCACGCUCUGGACUCUCUCAUUUUAAAUAUAUAAUAUGAUCCUAUUGUUCAAUCAUCUGUCACUUAUCGCAAAAAGUCAACCGGAAAUCAAUUAACGCUGAGUAAUCUCUCACAAAGGUUAUGAGAAUAAAGGAAAUGGUCACCAAUUGAAGAGGCUCUUGAUUGUUAAAAAAAUUCUCUUCGUCAGUACCUUAGGAAAUGUAUAGAGAACAGUAUGGAGAAUGUACAUACUGAUGUUGGCGUGUAAAAGGUUUAGGGUAUAGAGUCUGUUUGUACGAACAGUUUUGGUUAAGUUCAAUGAAUAUCAACUCCCUUGAGAGGCAAUCAAAUUUUAUAACUCACUUCACAUAUGCGUGAAAAUUGUUACUAUCCUAUAGAGUUUGCAUACUGAUGUUAGGAUGUAAAAAGGUUUAAAGAGGAGGGGCUGAUUUCAAAACUAAUCAGAGCCUAAGGUGGAGUCAUUGUUUUUCUUCUGAAAAGAGGCCUUAAUCGAAUUAUCAUCUUCACCAAGAACAAAAUGCUCUUUACUGAUGUAUGCAGUAAGCAUGACGAUGAUCAUCAAGAAAGAGAAACUGGCUGAAAAUACACCCUUUAAUAUUAGCCAACCCCUUAGUGCCGUAACCAGGAACUGAAUUGAAAUGAAUACAGAAACGGUCGGAACGACUCAGAUGGAUUUUUUUAACAACUUUAACAACCAAAAUAUCCUAAGUGAUUUCCCUAUCGAAAUUGUUUUUCACUAACGCGUUCCGUACUCGUCAUACUUUCUUUGUUCGUCCAUUGUAUCGUAAGCUUCCAUUAGGAUUCUGGAAGAUACUCUUAGGAAAUUAAAAUUUUAUAUCUAUUGUCACCAAUCGACUCCAUGCUUGUGGCAAAGAACACGCAAUUCUGUCGUGAAACCCACGCGUCAUAAUAGAGCCAGGUGAACCACAGCUGAAUAUUUUCAAACCACUUUCAAUAUUUUCCCAGCGUAUAAUGCUAGCUUGAAUUUUCAUUGCAAGUUUUUCUCGUAAAAAGGUUUGCCGGAAGUUUGUCUUCUCUGUAGGGGGAAUAAGCCAUUAGUUGCACUCUCUAGAACGCCAUAACAACGGAAUGAGUCACGUCUAUUUCCGUUUCAAAGAAAUUGAAAAUUCGUCUUUGCUUAAAGGAAAUAGACGUAAUCAUCUGAAAAUAUCAAUACUUGCUUACAUAUUUGCUUAUGUCAGGUGAAUAAUCUGUUAAUACCGUAAUACUCCCCCACUUUUUCUAAUACUGUUUACGCUCAGGAAAUUUUACAUUGAUUUCCAUGUGUUGGGGCGCGUGCGCUUGUCACGGGAACAAAAAAGCUUUGAGUGAAUACGUCAAAAAAUAUACGCCUUUUUCCUGAAGUUGAAUAUUCUAAGUUUGUUAAAAUAAGAAACGGAGAUACGUAAACGACAAACCACUUCUUAGAGAGACACUCAACACCAAAAUAGGAAUUAUAUUGCCUCGCGAAUUUGAAUAAUGCUGAGGUCAUUGUCGGAUGUGAUAAGGAGAGGUUGUUUGUAAACGGCCCUUCGUCACUGUUCUAAUCAGCUGAAUCAAAUUGAGCUGUUUUGCAUCACAAAGGAUACGAAACUAAUCGUGACAAUAAGGGCAUAAUUAAAACAUAGAGAGACAGAUAAGUUGGAAGGAGAAGAUAUUUACAAACGACUUGUUCAAGGCUAAAAAAACAUCAAGAGAUCAGUCUUGCGUUACAAUAUCAUUGAAUUAACAGAAACUCGAUUUAAUCGGUCAUCGUUCAACAAUUGAACUGUGCUUGUUACUUGGAGAGGGUCGCUGGGUUCUGGAACGAUUUGAGAAUUUGCAUAGAAUUUCACGAGGUCAAGAUCAUACUAUGCCAUCCGCAGAGCCUGAAACGGUGACGAUUGCAAAAGCUGGAGCGGAACCUUGGCCAGAGAUGUCUGCUCCUCCAAACCCUGAACCUCUUCCCGACUGGGAUCUUGCGCUGAGAGAUUGGAAAUAUCUUUGGGAACUUCACUACAUCGGUUUUGGAGUCCUGUUCUUCGGCGUGGCAGUGUUCUCUUGUAUUUGUGUCGUGAAAAUCAAACACAGAGCUAGAGGCAUGACGUUGGCGAAUUACUUUCUUGCUGUCUGUCUGAUGUUAAUGACGUUUAGUGUCUCAAGAACACUGUACCUGUUCCUCGAUCCUUACGAAUCGCACACAGUCUUGGAUCUUCCAGUGUUGUUGAGCAGAAUCAUCUUUGCCAUUGGAUAUCCUUGCUUAACAUCAGCCUUAUCACUGAUUCACUUCGCCUUCCUCGAAGUAAACAAACUUCGACUGAUCUCACGGCGUCUUCAAAAUGUCAAGUUUCUGGUGUCGGUGAUAGCGUCGCAUUUUGUGAUCGUGUUAGUUGUGUAUUUGGUCAUUACACUGGCACCGAAGCUCGCCCGUUUGCUAAUUUUAUGCCAAACGGUGUUAAUUUCCUGGUGGUUCAUUCUGGCAGCGUGCUUCUUGUACAGUGGUUGGAAAGUAAACUGGGAAUCGCAAAUCACAGCCAAGUUCUUCAGCACUACAGUGGUGAAGGAUCGAACCGCUUCAACGCUUUCUUCUGCCUCGCUCGACCCGCAGAGCUACAGUGUCACGGUCGAACAGGCAAAAACUUUGAGCGGUGAUCAAAACAAACCCUCGAAAGGAGCGCAAAAAAUUGCUCGAAUUUCUGGCUUUGUCUCGCUUCUUGCAUUUCUAAACGUCGGAGCAGAACUUUAUUCACUGUUCUCGUUGUACAAACUGUAUGAUUUCGAAGGAGAGAAUGUUGUGGAUCACUGGCCAUGGUGGGGUUAUCAGACAGUGAGUCGAAUUUUAGAUUUUUUUCUCUGUUUGGUAAUAGCCUACGUUAUUUUCCCUUCCACUCAAAUUGAGAAAACGCAAAAACAUUCCGCCUCUUACGGAGUGGACAGUCAUACGAUGCGUGUGAACAAGAACGUGGAAAAAACGGCUGACGGAAUAGACGCAGUAUGA
Molecule: messenger RNA, 7805 nt
Organism: Pocillopora meandrina
Lineage: Eukaryota; Metazoa; Cnidaria; Anthozoa; Scleractinia; Pocilloporidae
Source: the annotation of a GenBank genome assembly